Messenger RNA from Cynara cardunculus var. scolymus (artichoke), 1230 nucleotides. Its product is annotated as tobamovirus multiplication protein 3-like. The transcript is spliced from 11 exons. Lineage: Eukaryota; Viridiplantae; Streptophyta; Magnoliopsida; Asterales; Asteraceae. The record is from RefSeq and is a predicted model, not a curated record. The coding region runs from base 100 to 984 and encodes 294 amino acids.
AAAACUUAGAAAAAUUGCAUUCCUUGUUUUUUUUCCUAUACGAAACCGUUUUUCCUUCCACCGCCUAUCUAACCGUCGCCGAUAACCGGAUCUCCGGCAAUGUAUAGGGCCUUGGUAGGCCCGUCUAAUUCUUCAGUGGUGGUCAUGAUGUACACCCUUAAAGACGCUCAUAAUUGGUGGCAUGUACUAAACGACUCCCCUCUUUGGCAAGAUCGAAUAUUUCAUCUUCUUGCUGCGCUCUAUGGUCUCAUGGGGGUUGUCGCUCUGACACAAUUGAUUCGGAUAGAGCUAAGAGUGCCAGAGUAUGGUUGGACCACUCAGAAGGUCUUUCAUUUUCUCAAUUUCUUGGUUAAUGCAGUUAGAUGUUUAAUUUUUGCUUUCCGUCGUGAUAUACAGCACUUGAAACCUGAGAUUGUUCAACAUAUCUUGAUUGAUGUGCCAAGUCUUGCGUUUUUCACUACGUAUGCUCUCUUGGUUUUAUUCUGGGCAGAAAUUUACUACCAGGCACGGGCUGUCUCAACUGAUGGUCUUCGGCCGACUUUCCUUACAGUCAAUGCAAUAAUCUAUGCAAUUCAGAUAGGUUUGUGGCUAGUAAUCUGGUGGAAGCCUGUCCGUGUUUUGGUGAUCCUCUCCAAGAUGUUCUUCGCAGGGGUGUCUUUAUUUGCCGCCUUGGGAUUUCUCCUAUAUGGUGGAAGACUCUUCUUAAUGUUGCAACGGUUUCCUGUGGAAUCAAAAGGGCGGCGAAAGAAAUUGCAGGAGGUUGGAUACGUUACAAGCAUCUGUUUCGCAUGUUUCCUCAUAAGAUGUGUCAUGAUGUGCCUUAAUGCAUUCAAUAAGGCUGCAAACCUGGAUUUGUUGGAACAUCCUGUUCUCAACUUCAUAUACUACUUGUUGGUGGAGAUACUACCAUCGGCUCUAGUUCUCUUUAUUUUGAGGAAGUUGCCACCUAAACGAGGGAUAAACCAAUAUCACAAUAUCCGCUGACGAGAAAACCAUGAUGAUACCCAAUGCGAAAAAGAUUUCUUGAAAAUGGAGCAUUCGUUGGAGCUGGUUUUUUUUAUUGAAAGGGAUAGAAAGCAAGAACGGAAAAGAUGAGUACAUGGUGUCCAAAGAUUUUCAAAAGCCUUCUAAAGAAAGGAAUCUCUAUGGUUAGUGAAAUACGCCUAUCGUAGUGAUAUUUAUACAUUGUUCUUCGACUCAAAAUGUUAAUGAAUGUCCAUUUUCCGUUAA